Messenger RNA from Racocetra fulgida, 1104 nucleotides. NCBI's taxonomy places the organism in Eukaryota, Fungi, Glomeromycota, Glomeromycetes, Diversisporales, Gigasporaceae. The record is from the annotation of a GenBank genome assembly.
AUGUAUUUGUCAGAUUUCCAAUUUCCACCUCAGAAACCUCAAAAAGAACCAAGUGAAGACAAAGGUCUUCCUCAACCACCUAGCGUUUCACGGGUUAGAGCAUUAUAUGACUUUCGUCCGACCGAGAGUAAUGAACUCGGAUUCUCCUGUGGAGAUAUUAUUAAUGUUAUAGAUAAUGUCUAUAAGGAUUGGUGGAAAGGAGAGCUACGUGGCAAAACUGGUAUUUUCCCGGAAAAAAUAACUGAGCCAUCACCAGUAGAUAUUGCGAAAGAACUCGAAAUGGAAGUAAAUGUUUUUUCACAGGGUAAAAACAUUGAACGUCUUCUAGAGCUGCUCGAAUCGUUUGAUGCACAAAAGGAUAGUGUCACGACAAAUGAAGAUAUUCAGGGUUUGUUUGUAAAUAUAACAGCUACCCCGAAGCCAGUUCAUCCGGGCUACGUCACGCCACAAGGUUAUGUAGCACCAAACUCGACUUAUAUAGGGGGGGGAUAUCCCAAUUCAUCGCAACAAAUCUAUCCUGCACCGAAUCAGGUAGAUUCUACAAAUCCAUUUAAUCAGCAUACAGACCAACAACAAAAUGUAUAUCAAGCACAGCAAUAUUAUUCCAUGGGUCAGCAAAAUGGAUAUCCGCCAAAUCAACAAUCUCAAUAUGGGUCUCAAGCUCCGCAACAACCAUAUCAACAACAUCAAUAUAUGAACCCACAAGACCCUACACAGCAAUAUCAUCAAAUGCCACAACAACAACAAUAUAUGAACCCACAGGAUCCUACACAACAAAUGCCACAACAUCAACAAUAUAUGAACCCACAGGAUCCUACACAAGUUCCACAACAACAACAUUAUAUGAGUCCACAGGAUCCUGCACAGCAAAUUCCACAACAACAACAACCAUAUAUGAACCCACAGGAUCCUACACAACAAAUUCCACAACAACAACAACCAUAUAUGAACCCACAGGAUCCUACACAACAAAUUCCACAACAAUAUAUGAACCCACAGGAUCCUACACAACAAAUUCCACAACAAUAUAUGAACCCACAAAAUCCUACAACACAAAUGCCGCCACACAUGCCGCAACAAGCGCAAUAUAACCACAAUAUAUAA